AUGAAAGUCGAUUUCCUGUGUUUUUCAGAUACAAUAAAAACAGAAGAGCCCUGCCUAUUUUGUUUACAAAGUCAGUUUCACUAUUACAAAAGAAUCCUGACUUAUGACAAUAACCGCAUUAGUGCACCAGAUGAUUUUGGAGUACUUUUCUCGAAAAUGUUAUGUUUGUACGAGUCAACAUUUGCAGAAAGAUUAAGAGAACAAAGAACAGUGCAGAAUUAUUUACAUCCUUUCUAUGGCACAUUUGAUGAAGUCAUGAAAAAUGUACUUUCCACCGCAAGAAAUAUCUCCAAUUGGUAG
Adineta ricciae is the source of this 300-nucleotide messenger RNA. NCBI's taxonomy places the organism in Eukaryota, Metazoa, Rotifera, Eurotatoria, Adinetida, Adinetidae. The record is from the annotation of a GenBank genome assembly.